AUGUGUGCUGUGGUCAAGCGAAAUGCUGAUGAUUGUGGUGGUUGUGGUGAGCAGGAGGAGGAGGGGGACGAAGAGGACGAUGUGAAGGAGAAGAAGAAAAAGAAAAAAGCAGAAGAAGAAGAAGAAGAAGAAGAAGAAGAAGAAGAAAAGAAUCUACAAAUUAACAUCAGGUUUCCUUUAGAAAAACCAACCUACAUCCCAGAGAAGACUGAUCACCAAACCGCUGUGGGCACCGGCAUCCUUGUCCUCUUUUAUUCAUGCUUGACCAAUCACAUCUGGGAGGAGGAGGAAAAAGAAGAGAGUAGUAGAAUGGGAGUGGGUAGUAAACUUAUUCUGACAGGGCGCCGACGUAUUCUCAAUUCCUUUCUCGUACCACAGAGGGUCGAUCUUCACGAGGAGACUGCUUAA
This is a messenger RNA of Dibothriocephalus latus, 408 nucleotides long. The record is from the annotation of a GenBank genome assembly. Lineage: Eukaryota; Metazoa; Platyhelminthes; Cestoda; Diphyllobothriidea; Diphyllobothriidae.